Salvia hispanica is the source of this 995-nucleotide messenger RNA. The record is from RefSeq and is a predicted model, not a curated record. NCBI's taxonomy places the organism in Eukaryota, Viridiplantae, Streptophyta, Magnoliopsida, Lamiales, Lamiaceae.
CCUUCCAUUUUCUCUCCUCAAAUCAAAAUCCUUCUUGAAAUCUCAUUUCUAGAAACUACAUUUCCAGGUGAACUGCACACAAACUGACUUGAAAAAAAAACAGCAGAUUACUAAAAAUAGCACCUUAAAAAUAUCCAAAAAUCAUGGCCACAGCAAAACACACCCCGUCGGAGACUUGCUCAUUAUAUCCAUUCCCUCCUUCCACGUCAGCACUCUCGGAGGCCGCGGCGGAGGAGCCGAAGAUCAAGCGGAUUCGAGAGGCGGCCACCACCGGCGGCAGCAAGCAUCCUAUCUACAGAGGCGUGCGGAUGCGGAAUUGGGGGAAAUGGGUGUCGGAAAUCAGGGAGCCGCGGAAGAAAUCCAGGAUAUGGCUCGGCACCUUCCCCACGCCGGAGAUGGCGGCGCGUGCGCACGACGUCGCCGCGCUGAGCAUCAAGGGCUCCUCCGCCACCCUCAAUUUCCCCGAGCUGGCCGCGGCGCUGCCCCGCCCGGCAUCCCUCAGCCCCCGCGACGUCCAGGCCGCCGCCGCCAAGGCCGCCGCGAUGGAAAAAUUCGAAAUCACGUCGUCUCCGUCGCCGUCGUCGUCGAUUGAAUUGUCCGCGGCGUCGGAGGAGCUGAGCGAGAUCGUGGAGCUGCCGAACCUGGGAUCGAUGGAGACGAGGAGCGACUUCGUUUACGUAGACGACAACGCCGCGAUCGAAGGCUGGCUGGAUCCGCCGCCGCCUUGGAGCGACGACGGUGGGGUUUCCGGACUCUUCUCGUUGUGGAAUUACUGAGAAUUGAUUUUAGCUCUUUUUUUGGCUUCCCAUUUUUGAGAUUUGAUACUAAUGUUGAGUUCGAGUAUCCAUAUUCGAACUCCCUUCACUUGUGUGCUCCAUCAUGGAAUUUAGGUCAGCCCUUUUUUUAUUUUUUUAUUUAAGGGCUAAAUAUUUUUCCUUUUAUCACCUCUGCUUGUACAGUGUUAGAGCUUACACCUCAUCAAAAUUUUCAUCUCA